AUGGCCUCGUCCUCGGCGACGUCCCACCCUACACCGGCACCCCAGGGCGUGCCUGGUGCGAGUGCUGGCGGUGGAUUCAAGCUCAAGUUCAAGCUGGGCGGACUGUCAGCCUCGGCCACCGCGUCCAGCAGCAGCGGCAGUGCCAGCACGAACCGAGUCGCGCUCGCGUCCUCGUCGGCGCCGUCGGUCGUACCGUCCCAUCCUCAUGCCCGGGCCCACGCCCCUGCUGCGAAUACGAUCCCUGUAGCAUCCACGUCGACUUUGAGCUCGUACCCGACCGUCUCGGCCGCCGGCCCGUCGAUCAUCAAACUGACGCAGCCGUCCAUCACGCUCGCCCAUCACCACCACCACCACCGCAAGCCAGCGGCACCCUCCCUCAGCGCACACCCCGUCACAGCCACUACCACAGCGACGACCACGACCACCGCAGCAGCACCCCAGCGCAAGAGAGCCUCGUCCGAUGCGUCGACCUCGACCUCGAGCUCAGAAGCAUCGGCCUCAUCCGUACCUUCGAGCCCCGUCGUAGAGCGUCCGCGUCCGUCGUCGUCUUUACCUCCGAUCGCACUCUCCUCCGCGAGACCGGCCAUCGUCCGCAAGCCCGAACCGCGCGAGCCUGAGGUACAGCACAAGCUCGACAGGGAGUUUCGAGGCGUCACCAGUGCAAAGUACCGCACGCUCAAGCGGGCUUACGACGAGGUCGUCGAGGUGAGCCCUCAUCCCCUCCCCGUCUGGCACCCGCACCCCAACAUCCACUGAUACCGAUGACGUCCGUGCACAGGCGAGGGAUCAAGCCCAAUACACGCUUCAUCGGUCACAAAAGAUCAUUUCCCGGCUCCAGGACGAGAAGCGGUCCCUGCUCGACCGAGUGCAACUGCUCGAACGUGCCGCCGGGAUGUCUACCUCGGUCGCCCAGCACGCCUCCUCAGCCUCUGAGACACCCCUCCUCGACCCGCCGAGUGUACCCUCCCUGGCCGACAGACCACGCGAGCUUCCCUUGUUGACAACCGCCACCGACAUUACCGAUUCAUCCUAUGCCGACCCCGUCGGACCCCAACUCUUGCCGUCCGACCUCCCACCGAGGCGCCGCUCCCAUCAUCUAACGACCCAUCUCGCCGCGGAGAAGCUCAAAGAGUCACCCGAAGCGAGGGAAAGGGCCGCCGCAGUAGCCUCCAAGAACGAGUUCGCCCUCGUGUCCCUUUUGGGCGCGCAGGGGGCCGAGAUCGCAGAGAAUGUGAGGAGGGCUCUGAAUGGAGAAAAAGUUGGGGUCGUGCAGGUCGUCGUCGCGGGGCCAGCAGCCUCGACAUCGACCACCACGACUUCGGGCAAGAGAAAACGCGACGGGCCUUCGUCGAACUCGAGAAAGUCGAGCAUGUCCACCGUGCAGCCCAAGUCGCACGAACACCUCAGCGCUUUGCCGAAUCCGUUCGCAGCUGCUGGAGCCACGCCCUUACCGGACCCCAUCGACCCCUUCCCCCACCUUGUUGGAGCGGACAAUGACCUCUUUGACGACUCGAUCAAUUCGCCUGCCCUGUCUCGGGAUGGAUUCGGCGCCAUCACGGACGACGAUGACCCCUACGACAUCAAGCCUGGGACGCCUUCAUCGUCGGCACUGGCCAUGCCUGUGCCUGCACCCACAAAGAAAGCUGCGCCGCACAAAAAGGCAAAGCGACAAAAGGUCUCGGUCGUCACACCAGGAGUACACACGAUCCCUUUCAUACCCCGUUAUGGCGAUGGGCAACCGAUCCUUCCUUUGCCAUUUGGGACGAUGGUCUUGCGCAAUCUUGGCACGGUCGAUCAUCGUGAUGCGUUCCAUACGGAGCGGUACAUCUUCCCCGUCGGGUACGAGGCAUCGCGGAAAUACCCAUCCAUGAUCGAUCCCAAAACAACGGUCGAAUACGUCUGCAAGGUCAUCGAAGGAGACAACAACGGACCGCAGUUUGAGGUCUACCCCGAGGAUCAACCCGGCGUCGUCAUUACGGGCACGACGGCGACUUCGGCGUGGUCCCAGAUUGUCAAAGCCGUCAACGUCAUUCGUUCACGUAGCCAAUCCAAUUCGGUCUCAGGUCCCGAUUACUUUGGACUCAGCCACAACCUUGUCAAAGCUUUGGUUCAAGAAUUGCCGGGAGCGAACCAGGUCGCGUCGUACAUCUGGCAGACCUUUGUUGAGGAUCCGGAUCCCGCUUUGGCCGAAGCCAAUAAGAAGAAGAACAGGUCGUCCGCCAGCGUCGGACCGAUGAUGGACGGAGUAGGCUUAUCUGGUCCGGGAGGGUUGAGAAGAAGCACGAUGGACGGCAUGCCAGGGGAUUACGGUCUUUCACCGAUGAUGUACCCUUCAUCCACUGGGUCACCAGGGAAUCCGAGCGUUUUCGAUCCGACCCUGCAUCAACCGCAGCAUUACGGAUCCCCCAUCCCCCAUUCAUCAUCUUCGUUCAAUCCCUCGUUGAUGCAUUCCCAUUCAGGAGCCAACGAUCCCUACGCCCUUCCAUCCGGUUCAUCCUCGGCAUCUACAUCAUCCUACUACGCUCCCGACCCGUACGCGAUCCCCCCUUCCUCGUCCAACGCAUGGGGUGUCGAUCCCUCCCUCGAUCCGACCUACGGCCAUCGAUCAAGUCAUCAUCAUCAUCCUUUACAUCAUGAUACCUCGCUCGAUCCGUCGUUUACGACUUCGGCCGGUUCACCGUCGUCGUUGAAUCAUAAUCCUUAUGGGUUGCCACCACCGAAUUUUUGA
Molecule: messenger RNA, 2728 nt
Organism: Microbotryum saponariae
Lineage: Eukaryota; Fungi; Basidiomycota; Microbotryomycetes; Microbotryales; Microbotryaceae
Source: the annotation of a GenBank genome assembly